AUGCAGCCGCCCCGCCAUGGCAAUGAUCCUACGAACAACGUCUCUGCGAGAUACAUCGACCCUUCCGAGCUGCUAUUCGACGACGGUAUGUCUGAUUCGUCAAGCUACUCAAUUUCGGACAGCAGUUACUCCCACGGCACGUCAAAUAGCAGUACUCUUUUCGAGACGUCGGACGGCGAAUCCGAACACAGCUGUGGAUAUGAGCUCUUGGGGUCUGACAUGGAAACAGACGAACGGUCGGGCUCGGCAGCUGUAAGUGAUUCGGAUACCGCUGAGCUUGAUCUCUCUGACCGGAGCAAGGUCGAUAAAAGGCUGUCCGACGAAUUCAUUGUACUCAGCAAGCGGGUGGUCAAUAGUGGUGGGCAACAAAGCCGACACUAUCUAGUAGUGGGCUGGAUCGUGGAAGAGAAUCUCGAAUUGUUCAAAGAGCUGACUAUGCGGAGGUGA
This is a messenger RNA of Aspergillus luchuensis, 447 nucleotides long. RefSeq lists its product as uncharacterized. The coding region runs from base 1 to 447 and encodes 148 amino acids. The transcript has a single exon. NCBI's taxonomy places the organism in Eukaryota, Fungi, Ascomycota, Eurotiomycetes, Eurotiales, Aspergillaceae. The record is from RefSeq and is a predicted model, not a curated record.